Molecule: messenger RNA, 2058 nt
Organism: Fraxinus pennsylvanica
Lineage: Eukaryota; Viridiplantae; Streptophyta; Magnoliopsida; Lamiales; Oleaceae
Source: the annotation of a GenBank genome assembly
AUGUUAUCGUCCACCCAAAGAAUGGAAAUGGGUAUCCUAGCGCCCCACUUGUCCCAUAAUGCUGUCAUUCCACACUUGACGGGGAUUACUCCAGUUCACUUCGAGUACGGCGUCAUUAGGCCCGGAAAGGCCUCGAUGAUUCGCGAGCUCGUGGAAUCAUCACUCUCAUCAAUUGCUGUAUCGGCACUGAAUGCUCUGAAGUGGCCACUCGAUAGGAUUGCAUCGAACAAUUACAAGAGCAGAGAAGACGGAGACUCCUUGGCUCUCAGAGUAGCAGACGGAUUACUACCAGUAAUGGAGCUGCAGCUCCACCUCCAUCUCCAUUCAAAUUCCCAUCCAUUUUCAAAGCCCAUAAUUCUCCCCAAAUGCCCCUCAAUCUCCACAUUCUUUGUUCCAAUUUUCCCGGGGUGGCGGGAGAAACACCCAAGACUAUUAUUGGCACUGCCACUCUCCCAGAGACCCGCGGCGGCGGAGAUGACACUGGAGCAGCCCGGAGGCAAGAUGGUGGUGGAGCUGGUGGGAGCCUUCAACGAGCUUACUGAGAGAAUGAACAAAACUGUACUCUCCACUAGUUCGUCCAGGUUGCUCUUCAAGGUCCUCAAGCUCUCCAUUCCCCUUCUCCACACUCUCCCGCCCAACUCUCACGGCCGCUCUCCUCUUGAAAAGGCCUUGUCUGUUGCUGUCAUCCUCGCCGAUCUUCAGAUGGAUGCUGAAGUUAUUUCUGCUGGAAUACUGAGAGAAGGUCUAGAGAGAGGUGCCAUAUCCAUAUAUGAAGUGAAGGAUCGUAUUGGCAUUGGCACAGCUCAUCUAUUGCAUGAAAGCAUGCGUUUAAAGAACAUUUCUUCUAAAGUGGAAGCACUAGAUGAUGAGAGUGCCUCUGCACUGAGAAAAUUUUGCCUGACAUACUACGAUAUCAGGGCUAUAAUUCUAGACCUCGCUCUAAAGCUCGAUACUAUGAGACACCUUGAUUAUCUCCCCAGGUACAAGCAGCAAGUAAUCUCUCUUGAGGUUAUGAUGAUAUAUGCUCCAUUAGCACAUGCCAUUGGAACCAAAAUUUUAUCCCUGGAACUGGAGGAUCUCUCAUUCCACUACCUUUUUCCCUGUUCCUUCCUUUAUGUUGAUGCAUGGUUGAGGAGCCAUGAGACUGGAAGUACACCUUUAAUAGAUAUAUACAAGGAGCAGCUGCUUCAGACCCUAAGAUCUGAUCCAUUUUUAGCAGAAACGGUAGAAAAUAUAUCUAUUGAAGGCCGUUAUAAAAGUCGUUACAGUACCAUGAAGAAACUAUUGAGAGAUGGACGUAAACCUGAGGAGGUGAAUGACAUUUUAGGAUUAAGAGUAGUAUUAAGUCCUGCAUCUGGAUUGAAUUCAUCCAAAGCUGGGGAAAAAGCAUGCUAUAGGGUACGAGAAAUCAUCCAAUCUGUAUGGAAAGAAUUGCCAAGUAGGUCUAAAGACUAUAUUGCACGUCCCAAGGCUAAUGGGUACAGAAGUUUACAUAUGGCUGUUGAUAUUAGUGACAAUUGUAAAUCAAGACCACUUAUGGAAAUACAAGUACGUACAGCAGAGAUGGAUAUGAUGGCCGCUGGUGGAACUGCUUCCCAUGCAUUGUACAAGGGUGGUCUCACAGAUCCAGAAGAGGCAAAGCAUCUUAAGGCGAUCAUGAUGGCUGCGGCUGAACUAGCUGCAUUGCGUCUUAAAGAUCUUCCUUCUGGAAAUCCAGUUGGGCUUGAAAUUGAUCAUAGAGAUCGGGUUUUCUGCCUUCUUGACAAAAAUGGAGAUGGUAAAAUCAGCAUUGAGGAACUUAUGGAAAUAAUGGAAGAGCUUGGUGCUCAAGGGGAUGAUGCCCGGGAGAUGAUGUGCAUCCUUGAUUCCAACAGUGAUGGUUCUCUAAGUUCAGACGAGUUUGAUUUAUUCCAGAAACAGGUUGAAUUGAUGCGUAAUUUAGAAGAUAGAGAUGCUCAAUACAAGACUCUUUUAAAUGAAAAGCUUGAAACGGCAGAUAGCAGUGGGUUGAUUCAGGCAUACACUAAAGAACUUGGGGACAGACUUGCCAUGAACUAG